Molecule: messenger RNA, 1008 nt
Organism: Podospora pseudocomata
Lineage: Eukaryota; Fungi; Ascomycota; Sordariomycetes; Sordariales; Podosporaceae
Exons: 1
Coding region: 1-1008 (335 amino acids)
Source: RefSeq, a predicted model, not a curated record
AUGGAUGACAUUACCAAGACCCUGACGCAGCUUGCUCGAAAAGCACGCGAUGCUCGUGUUCCAUAUAACAACGACAGCUCCCAACACUAUGCAAUGUUCAGCGGCGCCAUAUCCAACGUUUUAUCCACUGAGAUCGCACUUUUCACCUAUGCCCAGAUCAUUGAUGGAUUACCCACCGACGAAGUGGCUUACGAUCGACGAUCGCCUGGUCUUCAUGGUGACCAUCCCAUCGAGCAGCAUGUUGACCUUUGCCCCGGCACCCUGGAAAGAGCUCGCGAGUUUCGCCAAAACUUCGACCCAGCCAUUCUCUCAUUUGACCCCAAACUGCUCAAAUCGUACCGAAGAGCAGCGGUGGGCUCGAAGGAAUUCAAUACGAGGCUGAUUGAACUUGUCGCGGCCGCCAUCCAUGAAAUCGCAGUCAUUCUGUUUCAACUCGACCUGCGGCUGCAUCAAGGCGACGUCGACGCAAUCGUCCAGUGGAAGGAAGAUGAUGAAGACGUGGCCCCCCGAGCAACUAUCUUCAACCACCCCUACUAUCUCGACGACGAUGUCUACCCUGAUGGGGUAGCCGAUGUUGUCGGAUACUGGGCUGAAGAUCGUAUUCUCGGCGGCGUGACGGUGUUUGACCGGCGCGCCGAAGAAGCCACUCCAGAGCAGCCACCAAAUGUAUACUUUCUUUCCUGUCGCAGGCGCCACACGGAUCGCUACUGGCAGCUACUCGACCAGCAGCAGCAGGACCUGGUCGACUUCUUUCUUGGCAAGAGUGCAUCAUGUCCCCUUCCCACACUUUGUACCGACGACAACACUGUGAGAAUUGAUGAGCAAUUUGCCAUCAUCCAGCAUCAUGUGUACCGCGACAUAUGGGAGCGUAAACCGCCAACCCGACAGCAUUUACGGUUCCUUGCAAACCGGCCACAAAACGCAGGUGAUUACCCUGAGCACGCGGCGCUGAUCGAGUCGAUUAAGCGCCAAUGGGACGAUGACCUUGAGCCCGAGACAAAGGAGUAG